AUGGCUAAACAUCUGCUCGCAGUGAUUUUGGCUUUUUUCGUUUGGUUUUCCAACGCCACAGCCACAAGUGAAAAUCAAACUUUUUUAGAAAUCCAAGGAAAUUCUUCAACCCGACAAGAAAUGUUAUUCGACGAGAAAAUCCGGUGCUGCAAAAGUGGUACUACAUACCUGCCAGGAUUGGAUCAGUGCGUGCCAAAUUAUGUCUCCACUUUGUACAACGAGUCGUUUCCAAAUUAUUCGUUCGACGUGGAUUUAACGGACGGUUUGACUGAUUGCCCGGUUGGAUACGUUAGUCACAGCACGGGAGAUUUCAAACUGAACAACGGCACGAUACUGGUUAAUGGCAAACGGUUUAAACAAAAUGAAUUCUGCAUCAACAGAAUCGAAGAAGAAAAUUAUUCAACAUCCCCUGGACAUUUUGUGGCUCGUUAUUGUGUUCCUGAUCCUUGCGGUGAGUCGGGAUGCAUUCGAAAGUGUUGCCCUCCCGGCAUGGCCAUGGUCACGAAAUAUUAUCACGAUCUUUAUCCAAUUUCAAUAUGUGAACCGCAUCCUGUGCCGUUUAAUUUGUCACUAUUGCGUUAUCCGCAAAAUGAAUCAAUCGACGCCAAUUCUUUUUCCAUCCAUGGCGGACAUGGAAUAAAAUGUGGAAAUCUUCCACGAGAUCAACUUUUUAAUUUUUCGAUACGUCCCGAUGGCCAGAUUGUUCUUCAUUUAGAAGAUCAAACCGACGAGAAAACGGACCAGUAUUGCAUUGACAAUCUAGUUGACGGUGGAAACAUUAACGUGAUGGCAAUAGUGUGUUUUCCGGAGCAAGGAGAAGAUUCCAAAGGCGCGUAUUUAUUCGGAUGUUUGAAUCUUUUUGCAACGGUAUUUUUAGUCGCCACCUUAUUGGUUUAUUCAAUUUUGCCAAAAAUGCGCAACCUCCACGGCGUUAUCGUCAUGUGUUACUUGGCCUCCAUGACUGUCACGAACGUUUUUCAUGCCAUUCUGAUGCUCGUAAGAGGUAGCGAUAUGCCACCCGGUCUUUGUUCAACAUUAGCAAUUUUAUUACAUUACGCCUACAUCGCCACUUUUGCUUGGCUUAACGUCUUGUGCUUUAGAGUUUGGCGGAUGUUUAGUUCCUUCAAAUCUCCGACAAACACAUCCGUCUUGGGUAAACAGUUGUUCUAUUCCUCCGUUUACGGAUGGGGUAUUCCAUUCGUCAUCGUGGGCAUCGGACAAAUCCUCCAGCACAGCGAUGUGCCAGACGACAUCAUUAAACCAGGAUUGGCAUCAAAAUUGUAUUGCUGGUUCAAUCAUAAAGAUAGAGGACCGUUAAUCGCCUAUUUGUACGCUCCGAUGAUGGUCAUGAUUAUUGCCAACGUUUUCAUGUUCGUUUGGGCUGCGUUCAGUGUUUGCCAACAGAAAAGUGCCGAAACAUCGCAAACGACUUCUAAAAUCCAAGAAUUUAAAGUGAUCCUGAGUCUCUUCUUGUUGAUGGGCGUUCCCUGGACAACCGAAAUUAUUACUUUCAUGGCGGAUGCCAGUUUUGAAAGUGCCCUGGUCACCGACAUAUUCAACAUCAUCUCGCCACUUUUCAUUUUCAUCAUUUUAGUCUGUAGGCCGAGCGUGUGGAAAAUGUUCAAACUCAAAUUCCCGUGUUUGAACCCCUUCAUCACUGCGUGUGAAAAAAUAGUUUCACGUAUAAUCCCCAAGAAAAUUAACCGCCAUCAAUCUGCUAGUGCUAAAGACAGACUCUGCAAUUCAAACACGAAUGGUAUCAAUAAUAGUUACAAAACUUCCCAGCAAACUCUAACGUCCGAAUCGACAGACCCGAAACAAAUUAUGGAAUUACCUAGCUUUUUUGACGUGGUUUUAAAAUAAAUGUUAUUAAAAAAAAGCUUCUUUUCUAUGGAAUGCC
Molecule: messenger RNA, 1900 nt
Organism: Daphnia pulicaria
Lineage: Eukaryota; Metazoa; Arthropoda; Branchiopoda; Diplostraca; Daphniidae
Product: probable G-protein coupled receptor Mth-like 3
Exons: 7
Coding region: 1-1863 (620 amino acids)
Biological process (GO): cell surface receptor signaling pathway; G protein-coupled receptor signaling pathway
Cellular component (GO): membrane
Molecular function (GO): G protein-coupled receptor activity
Source: RefSeq, a predicted model, not a curated record